Punica granatum (pomegranate) is the source of this 831-nucleotide messenger RNA. Lineage: Eukaryota; Viridiplantae; Streptophyta; Magnoliopsida; Myrtales; Lythraceae. The record is from RefSeq and is a predicted model, not a curated record.
AUCAUAUCAUAUCAUCUCUCUCUCUUUCUCACAGAUUGCAAACAAGAAAACAGAGAAAAGCCAAAGACAAACCCAAAUUGAUGGACUCUUCUGUCACGGAUUUGCAGCGGAAGAAGAGAAUUAAUAAAGGGGCUUGGACUGUUGAAGAAGACCAAAAACUUGCCGAAGCCAUUGCCGUUAAUGGCGCGAGAAGGUGGAAGAAGAUCGCAGCCAUUGCAGGUUUGAAUCGGUGCGGGAAGAGUUGCAGAUUGAGGUGGAUGAACUAUCUAAGACCCAACAUCAAGAGAGGCAACAUAUCAGACCAAGAAGAGGAUUUGAUACUUAGGCUUCACAAACUCCUAGGAAACAGGUGGUCUUUGAUUGCUGGGAGGUUGCCCGGGCGAACGGAUAAUGAGAUAAAAAACUACUGGAAUUCUCAUUUGAGAAAGAAGAUAAACCACCAAAAAAAGGAGAGCAGAGUUCCAGGGGUUCGGAAUGCCAUGGCCAUCGUGCCCGACAAGAAGGCCUAUGCGGAAGCAGUUGCGACAGAGAAGACGUCCGGUGGAGGCGAAGACCCAGGUACCGGUUUCGAUGUGGACGAGUUCUUCAAUUUCUCAAUGGAGAACUGCUCGGACUUGGAUUGGAUCGGCAGUGUUCUGUCCGAUGAUAGAGGAGCAUUACUGCAGGACGAGUUCAAUGGAUAUUUGGAUAAAAUCAAUUUCUCCGAAUAUCGAUAUUGAACUGGUGCCCGAUCCAAAUGUCUCAUUCUUAUUGAUUUUUCCUCGCAUGUAAUCUUUGCCACUCUCUUUAUAAAUUAAUAUAUUCUUUAUAAAUCACAUACUCUAACCUCCA